CAGCGCGCGCCGGAUUUGCCGGUAGAGACCGGCUCGAGCCGGUAUAAAAAGCAAAGCUACUGUAGUGAACUAGAAGAGACGGCAGCAUUUGUGAAAAAGAGCAGGAGGGAGCGGCGAGUGAGUGCUGAGUGUGCGUGUGAAAGCGAGAGAGAUUGCUCGUCAGGCAAAGGGCAGAAUCCCCUGAAAACUCAGGAGCAAAGGAGGCACCGGUUGGCCAUGGGACAGCCUUGGCACCGGCAGCGGGAGCCUAGCAUCGGAUAACGAACGAGACUCCUGGUCACUAUUUUCCGUUGAAGGGGUCUAUUGUAGGCUCAGGGCAGGCUCCACCUUUCCCAAAGGGGGUCAGGAGUAUAAGUCUGAGGCGAUUGCAGCCCCCUUCCCGUGCCUUCCUGAGCCGGGUCUUUGGUUCGCGCUCUUGAGGGCGAACGGUUGGGUGUUCCAGCAGUCACCUCAACAUGUUGCUGACCAGGUCAUAGGCCAAAGCUGCUCUUCUCUGCAGCUUGGGGGGAUCCUUUUCUUCCACAUCUUUCUCUCCCCAAGUUGUAGCAGCAACACCUUCUACUGACCUGAUCAAAAUGACUGUCAAAGCAACUAAAAUGUCAUGCAUUGCCCCAAAUGUUUAUACUAAAGUGCCUGAUGGAGGAUGGGGAUGGAUUGUGGCAUUCGCUUUCUUCUUUGUGGAGGCCUUGACAUAUGGCAUUAUCAAGUCCUUUGGGGUCUUCUUUACUGACUUAGUGGAAAGUUUUGAUGAAACUAACAGCAGGAUAUCAUGGAUAAUCUCAAUAUGUGUAUUUGUACUUACGUUUACAGCUCCUCUUUCUACAGUAGUGGCUAAUCGUUUUGGUCAUCGCCUGGUGGUGAUGAUUGGAGGGUUACUGGUCAGUAUUGGAAUGGUUGCAGCUUCCUUUGCACGCACAGUUGUGGAAAUGUACAUCUCAAUCGGCAUAGUCUCGGGUUUAGGAUACUCUUUUGCCUUUCUUCCAACUGUCACCAUCCUAUCUCAGUACUUCGACAAAAAGCGCUCACUGGUCACUGCCGUGGCUUCUACAGGAGAAUGCUUUGCUGUUUUCUCUUUUGCACCAGCUAUCACUGCUUCAAAGGAAUACUUUGGUUGGAGACCCAGCCUCUUGUUUGUUGGUCUACUGCAGCUUGGAAUUGUUGCCUGCGGAUUGCUGCUGCGACCCAUCACAAUCAUAGCACAAGAAGUAGUGAAAGUAUCACCAGUGGAAGAGCAAAGAGAGACAAAGUACAUGCUUGAAAAUGAGCAGACACGCACCUCAAUAGACUCCAUUGACUCAGGAGUAGAAAUAACUACCUCACCUCACAACAUACCUGGAGAUGCCAACUUGGAACUCAAAAGUAAAGAACCAAAGGAAAACACAGAGAUGCUCAUAGCAAGUGGUAGCAUUCCCACCCAGGAACCCAAACCCAAACUCCUAGACUUCUCUGUGUUGAAAGACUACAGCUUUAUUUGUUAUGCGCUUUUUGGUCUAUUUGCUACCUUGGGAUUCUUUGCUCCUUCACUAUACAUAAUUCCCCUCAGCAUGAGCCUUGGCAUCAACAAGGAUUGCUCUGCUUACAUUCUGUCAGCAAUGGCAGUAGCUGAGGUCUUUGGUAGAAUCAGUGCUGGCUGGGUCCUCAACAAAAAGCCCAUCAGAAAAAUUUAUAUUGAACUCAUCUGUGUUGUUCUGCUGGAUGUUGCCCUUUUUGCCUUCCCUCUUGCCUAUGAUUUUUGGGGGCUAAUGAUGUGUAGCAUUUUCUUUGGAUUCAUGCUCGGGACGGUAGCGGGCACACACAUUCCGAUGCUGGCUGAAGACGAUAUUGUUGGCAUUGAGAGGAUGGCAUCUGCUGCAGGGGUCUAUGUAUUUAUUCAAAGCUUAUCAGGGUUGGCUGGACCACCCCUUGCAGGUGUACUAGUGGAUACCACCACAAAUUACAGCUCUGCAUUCUAUUCCUGUGCUGCUGGAAUGCUGUUGGCUGCUGUAUUCCUUUCUCUGGUGAGGCCUUGCAAGAAUUUAACAUGUCAAAGUAAGAAACAAUCAAUACAAGAGAAUGUCUCAGAGCCUCUGCAGGAUAUACCGGACGAUUUUAUAGAACCUGAUUUUGGAAAAACUGAGGAUUCUGUAAAGGGCUGUGAUAGCAUAGCUUGAAUUUUAAAACAUUUAUUUAGGGAUCGGGGAAAAACAUGUCAGCUCAAGUCCACCUUCUAAACUACAUGUUAAAGGGAAUGCAAAAUUAUAAAGGCGAACAGAAGUUAGCAAUUCUUUUAUAAAGACUGAUUAACAUUACCUAGUGAUUGAAAACACCUAGAAUGUGAAGUUCCAUUGAUUAAUCCCAUGCACACACUCCUAUUGAGCAUGAAGUUGUGAUUCAAUUUUUCAUAUUAAUGGGAAGCAGGCGACUCAUAAUCUCUCUCUCAAUUCCAAAUCAUAGGGAAGAAGCCAACUGUUGUUACGUUAAAGAAAAAUCAGAUGUGGCUCACGUAGCUAAUGCUAAAGUUUGCCAUUUUCUUUGUUACCUAGGGGAAUCUCACACCAGAAAUAAAUGUUCUUCUCUUAAUUAACAAUACAGGAAUGGUGCCACAAAAUAACUAAUCUGACGAAAGAGAGCCUGAGGUUUUUUUUGUUUCUUUUCAUCAAAUAAGUAUAGCUGGACUGUGUUUUAAUUUUAGAGAUUAGGGAUUAAAUUUAUACUUGGAACAGGGCUGAGGAACAGGUAGUCAAUUCACCUUGUCCUGUUCAGCGUGACUUGAAUUGGAACCAACAUGGAAAGAGAUAACUUUUGUCACUCACGACUAGAGAAUUAAUGAAUAGCUUUUGUUUGUUUUAAAAAAGUUUGGUUAAACUCCACAAAAUUUCGGAGGUUACCACUUCUAUUUUAGGGCCAGUUAGUAUAGCUGUUUUAUGAGAGUAUUAUCUUAAACUGCAGAUAAAAAUACUGCCUAAUCCUAAGUAUGUUUAUUUAUAACUGAUAAGUCCUACUGUUUUCAUCAAGUUUCACUACUGAAUGUGCAUAAAUUUGCACCCUUGGUGAGACUUGCUUUUUGAGUAGAUACACUCAAAAUCGCACUAUCAGACAUAGAAGGACUAAUUCUGAUUACGCAUGGAUAGGAUUAUACUUUUAAAGACUUACUUCUCUUUUGAUAUUCAGGCAAAUCACUAUGAUUCUAGCUGUUUUAAUAUUUAGAAAGUAUUUAUUUUAUUUUGUGAUUAGCUGUUAUUUAAAACAAACAAACCAUGAAUUUGCCCCAAACUCUUCAGGUCUCUUUGAUGCAUUUCUAGUGUGUAGGUUUUUUAGAGGCAUAGAUGAGGCAUAGUGCACCUACUUGUUUUUACUGUUACAGAAGUCUUGCAACAGACUGUGCCUUUUAAAGAUAUGAAACACACACAUGCCAUCUUGGAGUUCAAUGAUUAAAACAACUGGACUAUAGUCUUAGUUGGUAGCACUCCAAGGGUCUGCUCUGGUAUACAGAGGCUGUGGUUUAAAUCCAGUGAAACAUUUCCAGCAUGUAGGGUAUUGUAUUAGGACCAUUUUAGUAAAAGUUUAGCCUACUGUUAAACGCUUUGCUGAAUCAGGAGAAAAAC
Candoia aspera is the source of this 3584-nucleotide messenger RNA. It is a transcript of the gene SLC16A6, whose product is annotated as solute carrier family 16 member 6. Gene Ontology annotation, biological process: monocarboxylic acid transport; transmembrane transport. NCBI's taxonomy places the organism in Eukaryota, Metazoa, Chordata, Lepidosauria, Squamata, Candoiidae. The record is from RefSeq and is a predicted model, not a curated record. Gene Ontology annotation, cellular component: plasma membrane. Gene Ontology annotation, molecular function: monocarboxylic acid transmembrane transporter activity. The transcript has 6 exons. Bases 576 to 2150 code for a protein of 524 amino acids.